AUGCAAGGCUUUAAUAAGGCAAAUUCAUUAAAAUAUAUUUAUUAUCCGCCUGAUUAUGACUGGAGACAAGGAAAAGGUCUUAAUAAGCUUCAGGGUACUCAUGCAUUAGGAAAUAGGGCUAGGAAGCUUGAUAAAGGAAUUUUGAUUGUGCGUUUUGAAUUGCCUUAUAAUAUAUGGUGUGAAUCAUGUAACGCACAUGUGGGACAAGGAGUACGAUUUAAUGCAGAAAAAAAAAGAGUUGGAAAUUAUUACAGUACGCCAAUAUGGAGUUUUAAAAUGAAAUGUCACCUUUGUUCUGGUCUUUUUGAAAUCCAAACAGAUCCUAAAAAUACGGAAUAUAUUGUAAUUAGUGGUGCAAAAAGGAAAAAUGAAGAAUGGGAUUCAUCAGAAGUGGGAAUUGUUCGAUCAAAAGAUGAUCUAGAUGAUGAUUUGAAAAAUGAUCCUUUUUAUAAGAUUGAAAAAAGUGUAACCGAUAUAAAUAAAGCUAAAGAAUCAGUUCCUUUAUUAUCUCGAUUAUAUAAGCUCAACGAAAAACAAUGGGCAGACCCAUAUACAGUGUCUUCACGUUUGCGUAAAAUAUUUAGAGAAGAAAAAAAAAUAUUAAAAAUGGAAAAAGAAAAAGAUGAGGAAUUUCGAAGACUUAAUUCUCUUUCAAUUAAAUUGGCUAAAGAAGAUCCUCAAGAUUAUUUACGUGCCAAACUUGUGGAUUUUAAAUCUCAAGAGAAAAAUUUGAUUGAAACAACAAAAAAGGAAAUACAUUCUUUACCUUUUUUUGCACCAAAAGCCUCUCCCGUUUCUAUUCAUCAUACUUCAGAUAAGCAGAAUAUUGUUAGACAACUAAAAAUAAACACACGAAUUAAAAAAGACCCUUUUAUAUUUCAAAAUAAUAGUACUGAACACAAUCAUAUAAAAUUGAAUGCAAAUAAUCUUAAACAAAUGCUUUUAAUGACUAACCAUAAAUCCGAUGGGCCUCAAGGUUUAGUUUCUUACAAAAGUGAUGAUUCUGAAUAA
This is a messenger RNA of Pneumocystis jirovecii RU7, 1011 nucleotides long. RefSeq lists its product as uncharacterized. Bases 1 to 1011 code for a protein of 336 amino acids. Gene Ontology annotation, cellular component: post-mRNA release spliceosomal complex; U2-type spliceosomal complex. The record is from RefSeq and is a predicted model, not a curated record. Lineage: Eukaryota; Fungi; Ascomycota; Pneumocystomycetes; Pneumocystales; Pneumocystaceae. Gene Ontology annotation, biological process: mRNA splicing, via spliceosome. The transcript is spliced from 8 exons.